Molecule: messenger RNA, 468 nt
Organism: Lachancea thermotolerans CBS 6340
Lineage: Eukaryota; Fungi; Ascomycota; Saccharomycetes; Saccharomycetales; Saccharomycetaceae
Gene: HIT1
Product: Hit1p
Exons: 1
Coding region: 1-468 (155 amino acids)
Biological process (GO): snoRNA localization; maturation of LSU-rRNA from tricistronic rRNA transcript (SSU-rRNA, 5.8S rRNA, LSU-rRNA); box C/D snoRNP assembly
Cellular component (GO): pre-snoRNP complex; nucleus
Source: RefSeq, a predicted model, not a curated record
AUGUCUGCUAAGUGCGAAAUAUGCAACCAAGAGCCCUCUAAAUAUAAAUGUCCGAAGUGCGCAGUUCGGUACUGUUCUUUGUCGUGCUUCAAGGACCAGGAGAAGCAUGUUCAUAGCGAAAAAGAAGCAGAAGAGAAAAAGCAUGUGUCUGAUAGCGAAGGGCCUGAAGCAAAGUCGGAUACUGGAAGGCUACCGACUGAACAAUUUGAUGAAUUGUACCAGAACACUAAAGAAAUCCAGGAGCUGCUAAGCUACAACACAGUGAAAUUUCACCUUGCUAAAGUGUACAGAAUCCUGAAUAUAGGAGUGGGAGCGUUGGGCUCUUCGGAUACGCAGACGUCGGCAGAAGUUAAGCAACAGCUCGCAGUAGACUACCUGAAUACGCUCAGGUACGGAGGGGUUCACUACAACGAAGCCAUUGAAGAGUUCUGUCAAGUGAGCCUAGCCAAGCUGUCGAAUGAAAGUUAG